Colletotrichum scovillei is the source of this 1767-nucleotide messenger RNA. RefSeq lists its product as uncharacterized. The record is from RefSeq and is a predicted model, not a curated record. NCBI's taxonomy places the organism in Eukaryota, Fungi, Ascomycota, Sordariomycetes, Glomerellales, Glomerellaceae. Gene Ontology annotation, biological process: transmembrane transport. Bases 382 to 1536 code for a protein of 384 amino acids. The transcript is spliced from 2 exons.
GUGCGCUACGCUCCUCCCCCGUAGAGCACCAGUUGUGUGCAAUGAGAAGGAGCGUUUUUAAAAUCUCGCCUUUAUGACGUCCCGCCCCGUCGCAUUUCGGCUUUAGACCCUUCCCUUCCCUUCCCGCACUCUGCCUCCUUGGAAACCUUCUCCACGAUCACCACUCCCCCCCACGAUCCUUACCCUCCUCGCGUGCCAGCUCGUGCGUCGGGCUCCUUUAGUUUCUCCUUUACCAGUCUUCGAUUCCUCGACCCCGAAAACUUCGAAACACACUUCUGGAAAACACGAUUCGCGGAAUGCUCGUCGAGUAACGCCGGGCCCAGCACUUUCACAAACAGCCAAAGCGAACGAGCGCGCUCGCCGGGUUGCGCUGACUAGGUGAUGCCGUCAGCGCUGCUGGAACAUGCCUCUAUGUCGGAGGUUGCACCAAACAACCAACGAAAUGCUGCGCGACCGAAGCCAGACACGAGGGCCCCUCCCGUGUGCCCGACCGACGACGACGAGACGGUAGCCGUUAGGAAGCAGACGCGGACGUUCGACUAUGUCUGGCGUUCUGGCGUCGCGGGAGGCCUGGCAGGAUGCGCUGCAAAGACGGUUGUCGCACCUCUUGACCGAGUCAAGAUUCUGUUCCAGGCGAGCAGUCCGCAAUUCGCAAAGUACACUGGGUCGUGGUUCGGUGUCGUGACGGCAAUGAAGGACAUCCGCUCCCACGAAGGCUUCACGGGGUUGUAUAGAGGACACUCGGCCACUCUCCUUCGAAUCUUCCCCUACGCCGGAAUCAAGUUCCUUGCGUACGAGCAGAUCCGCUCCAUGAUUAUCCGGAGGCAAGACCAAGAGACGCCCUGGCGCCGGCUUAUCAGCGGCUCACUGGCGGGCAUCACAUCCGUCUUUUUCACAUAUCCCUUGGAGGUCAUUCGGGUCCGGUUAGCGUUUGAGACAAAACACGGCGGUUCCUCAUUAUCCGCGAUUUGCCGGCGGAUCUACAACGAGCGUUUUGUGCGGACGUCCCCCGCCUCGCAAGCGGCUGGCACCUCGGCAACUGAGGCGGCCGCCUCCGCCGUCACCGCCGUUGCCCCGCGCUCGGGUCUGAUCAACUUCUACAGAGGCUUCACCCCGACCAUGCUGGGCAUGCUCCCUUACGCCGGCAUGUCCUUUUUGACGCACGACACGGCCGGCGACGUUCUCCGCCACCCCAAGCUCGCGAAAUGGACAACGCUUUCGCGGCCGGAGAACUUGCCUGCGGGCAAGCCCACGCCGCUGCGAUCGUGGGCCGAACUACUCGCCGGUGGUGUUGCCGGCCUCAUCUCCCAGACUGCAUCGUACCCGUUGGAGGUCAUUCGUCGGAGAAUGCAGGUCGGCGGCGCCGUAGGCGACGGCCACCGACUGCGCAUCGGCGAGACGGCCGCCAUGAUUUUCCGGGAGAGGGGUAUGCAGGGGUUCUUCGUGGGCUUGACUAUUGGCUACGUCAAGGUUGUGCCCAUGGCAGCGGUCGCCUUUUACACGUACGAGAGAUCCAAGAUCUGGCUGGGAAUUUAGACUGCCUAUUCUCUGUUGUGUGGGUUGCUGUUUGAGUUUGGCGUUGUUGGAACACUGGGACAAACAAGCAUUUUUUGGGAGAAUUUUCUUAGUUUUCGAUGAAAUACGCGGGUUAGAGAAGCAUGUCUCUUAGGACCAAACCAAAGGAGUAAGGAGGAGCUUUAGAAUGGCGGCUGUUCUGCACAUACCAAUCAUCCAAUAUAUUUCUGAAGUUGUUGCGCUACACGCCAA